AUGCCAGUUCUUCCAACAUUUGAUAGCAAACUGAUUACCGGCCUUAUUUACACGGCCACAGCCAUUGGGCUGCUGAAAAUUGCCUCAAAAAUCUAUAGCUUCUUCUCACUCAUCACGGGUCUGUUCCUUCUCCCUCCUGUUGACUUCAAGGUUUACGGAGCCAAGAAGGGCGCAUGGGCUGUGGUGACCGGAGCAUCCGAAGGAAUUGGACAGGAGUUUGCCAAGCAGCUUGCUUCCAGGGGUCUAAAUAUUGUGCUGAUUUCCAGAACUCAGUCUAAGCUGGAACAAAUUGCCACAGAUAUCGAGACAAAGUACAAGGUGCAAACCAGAGUGGUGGCUGCCGAUUGUUCAAAAAACACCCCUGAACUGUACACACUCAUCUCCAAGUCGAUUGAAGACCUGCCUGUGUCGGUGCUGAUCAACAACGUGGGCCGUUCGCACGAAGGCCCUGUUCCUCUUGUUGAGACUCCAGACGAGGAAGUGGAAAACAUCCUGGCCAUCAACAACUUAUUCUUGGUCAAAAUGACCAAACUCUCCAUUCCUGUUAUUGACAAAGCCAUUGCGUCCAAGAAGGCCAGCAGGGGUCUUAUUGUGAACAUUGGUUCAUUCGCAGGUCUUUUCCCAACUCCGUACCUCGCCACUUACUCUGGAUCAAAGUCGUUCUUGCAAAACUUCUCUCAGGCCUUGUCUGUUGAGCUCAAGAGCCAGAAGAUCGACGUCGAGUUGGUUCUGGCCUACUUCGUCACUACUGCUCUCUCAGCCAUCAGAAGAAGCUCUUUCUUUAUUCCUACUCCAAAAGACUUUGUGGCUGCUACUCUGAGAAACAUGGGCAGAAGAGGCGGUGCUCAGGACAGGUUUGCCACUAGCUCUCCGUAUCCUUCCCACGCCUUGCUGCAAUACGUUGCACAUAAUACCGUUGGUGUGUAUUCCGAGUUCCUUGCCAACACCACCUUCAAGGCAAUGAAGGCCACGAGAGCUAAAAGGCUGAAGAAGCUGCAAAAGCAAAAAGAGGCCAAAGCAGAGUAA
Ogataea parapolymorpha DL-1 is the source of this 1026-nucleotide messenger RNA. RefSeq names its product Very-long-chain 3-oxoacyl-CoA reductase. The record is from RefSeq and is a predicted model, not a curated record. NCBI's taxonomy places the organism in Eukaryota, Fungi, Ascomycota, Pichiomycetes, Pichiales, Pichiaceae. The transcript has a single exon. Gene Ontology annotation, biological process: fatty acid elongation. Bases 1 to 1026 code for a protein of 341 amino acids. Gene Ontology annotation, cellular component: endoplasmic reticulum. Gene Ontology annotation, molecular function: ketoreductase activity.